UAACCCCGAGCCACUCUUCUGACUGAAAGGUCUGCGCCACGCCCCUAGGCGGUCCUAAGGAACUCCGGGUGACCUGGCUGCCCGCUCGCAGAGCUCCAGCCUUCAACUUUCGCCCCCCACCCAGACUCCAGCAGCGUGGUUUGGGGACUGCGGCGGCCCCAGGCCUGGAGCCCCGGGGCGCAGCCCGUCCCGCGCCGCGUACCGCCCCCUUAGCUGUCCCUGGCCCCGCCUGCGCAGCCUCCCCGGGCGCGGGACGCCGAGCGCCUUCCGAGGCGGCGCGCACCGGGCCGAGCGCCGCCCGCUAGCCGGGCUGAGCCGCCGCAUGCUGUUUCUUUCGUGGUCUUUGCAGAAACUGAAAUUCGGGUUGAGUCCAACUCAGGACUUCCAAGGGUGAAAAGGGCCCUCUGGGGUUGUUCUGGAUUUUUUUUUCCAAAAUGGCAGCCUCCAGCCGUGCGCAAGUGUUAGAUCUGUACCGGGCGAUGCUGAGAGAGAGCAAGCGUUUCAGCUCCUACAACUACAGAACCUACGCUGUCAGGAGGAUAAGAGAUGCCUUCAGAGAAAAUAAAAAUGUAAAAGAUCCGGUAGAAAUUCAAACCCUAGUGAAUAAAGCCAAAAGAGACCUUGGGAUAAUCCGUCGACAGGUCCACAUCAGCCAGCUGUACUCCACGGACAAGCUGAUCAUCGAGAAUCUAGAGAAGCCCAGGACUUAAGGUGCCAGGACCAGGCACCCGUGAGAGACGCAGGCCACCUUCCGCAUCAUCCUGUGCGGGUGGGGAGCACCCAGCACCAGCAGAAACAGCGUCCUGGUCUGCUUGCUGCACAGGAGCUGAGAAACUGAGUCACUGCUCCAUCCGGUUUCAGCCUGGGGUGCAGCAUGGCCGCCCUGGCUGGGCCAAGUGUGGGAGUGGGAGCCGGGGCCUUGCAGUGAUGCUGUGUUCUGCUGGGCCUCUCCCCGCCCAGGCCCAGCCUGCUCCUCCUCACGCGUCUAGUGCACUUGCAGACUUUGGGUCUCUGUCCCUGACAAUAAACGGAAUGCUCUUCCUUCUUCCACACUAAAUAAA
Cavia porcellus (domestic guinea pig) is the source of this 1061-nucleotide messenger RNA. RefSeq names its product LYR motif containing 4 (gene Lyrm4). The transcript has 3 exons. Lineage: Eukaryota; Metazoa; Chordata; Mammalia; Rodentia; Caviidae. Bases 435 to 710 code for a protein of 91 amino acids. Gene Ontology annotation, biological process: iron-sulfur cluster assembly. Gene Ontology annotation, cellular component: L-cysteine desulfurase complex; mitochondrion. The record is from RefSeq and is a predicted model, not a curated record.